AUGGAUGUGUGGGAGUGUGGAAGUCUGAAUCUGAAGUUCUUGUGGUUCUGUACCUUAUUUCCCAAUUUCAUAAUGUAUUGCUUCCCGGAGAGAGUACCUGAAGAAAAUAACUCGGUUAAAUCAACUGAAGCACCUUAUCCUCAGAAAUCGGAGACUGGCCGAUUAAAUGCCUGUACCGACAGCAAGAAGAAACAAUCAUUGAAUGCUCAGGUUGAAAAUUCAUUGAGGCAAGAGAUAUCGACGCUCGAAAAGAGACUGCAGGAUCAAAUCUCUGUUCGUUGUGCUCUGGAAAAUGCACUCGGUUACAAAAAUUCCUCACAUGAUAUUACAGAUGAAGCCACCAUCCCUAAGUCGGCCACAGAACUCAUUCGAGAAAUUUCAGUAUUGGAGCUAGAAGUUGGGCAUUUGGAACAGUACCUUCUUUCCCUUUACAGAAAGGCGUUUGAUCAACAAAUUUCAUCUUUAUCUCCGAAAAAGAAGAAAGAAGAAUUCAAAUAUCCCUCAACAACGACACCUAGGAGAAGACGACUGGAUUUCUCGAAAUCGGACAUUAAGCCUUCGAGGGAAAUUUCUUCUAAAUCUGAAGCUCAAACACUGUCGGAUUCAAUGAGGGGAAAUGGUGGUGGUGUGUUCGGAGAGAAGUUUCUAGAAGAUUCGAGUGUCCAACGGUCUUACUCAACAUUAUCACAACCAUAUCGAGCCUCUCCGCCAGAAGAUGACCUCGACAAGGCUGUUCGUGCUUGUCAGUCUCAACCGUUAUCCAUGAUAGAGUUUGCUCAAAACUCAUCUUCGCACGUAAUAAGUUUGGCCGAGCAUCUCGGGACCCGCAUCUCGGACCACAUUGUCGAGACGCCCAACAAGCUUUCGGAGGAAAUGGUGAGGUGCAUGUGCACCAUCUACUGCAAGCUUGCUGACCCUCCUUUGACCAAUCACGGCCUCUCUUCCCCAACUUCGUCCCUGUCGUCUGCAAGUGAAUUCUCGCCGAAAGAACAAUGUGAUAUGUGGGGCCCGGGAUUCAGAAUCGAUUCUUCCUUUGAUGUCCGAUUGGAUAACCCUUUCCAUGUGGAGGGGUUAAAGGACUUCAGCGGGCCGUAUAGCUCGAUGGUCGAAGUGCAGUGUAUAUACAGAGAUAGCCAGAAAUUGAGUGAUGUUGAGCACUUGUUACAAAAUUUUAGGUCUCUUGUGUCCCGACUGGAGGAGAUUGAGCUUAGAAAGAUGACACAUGAGGAAAAGUUGGCUUUUUGGAUCAAUGUGCAUAAUGCAUUGGUGAUGCAUGCGUUUUUGGCUUAUGGCAUCCCACAGAACAGCAUGAAGCGAAUGUUUCUACUCUUGAAGUCUGCCUACAAUGUCGGUGGUCAAAUAGUAAGCGCUGAUGUCAUACAGAGUUUGAUAUUGUGUUGCCGAAUGUCUCGUCCUGGACAGUGGCUACGGGUGCUAGUUCCUUCAAAAUCGAAACUUAAAGCUGGUGACGAACGACAAGCAUUUAGUAUCGAACGACCCGAGCCCCUUCUCCACUUUGCGCUUUCAUCAGGGUCCCACUCUGAUCCUGCGGUUCGAAUUUUUACGCCCGAGAGGAUAUACCAGGAGCUGGAGGCAGCCAAAGAGGAUUACGUUCGGGCCACGUUUGGGGUCCGGAGGGACAACAAAAUCCUUCUCCCGAAAACCGUGGACUCGUUCGCUAAGGACUCGGGACUAUGCCAAGCUGGCAUUCUGGAGAUGAUCCAACAGUCCUCCCUGCCCGAGUCACUGAAGAAAAGCGUCAGGAAAUGCCAACAGGCGAGGAACAAGAGAAACAUCGAGUGGGUCCCACAUAAUUUCACUUUCAGGUACAUUAUAAUGAAGGACCUCGUCAGGUGA
Striga hermonthica is the source of this 1857-nucleotide messenger RNA. The record is from the annotation of a GenBank genome assembly. NCBI's taxonomy places the organism in Eukaryota, Viridiplantae, Streptophyta, Magnoliopsida, Lamiales, Orobanchaceae.